Molecule: messenger RNA, 753 nt
Organism: Setaria italica (foxtail millet)
Lineage: Eukaryota; Viridiplantae; Streptophyta; Magnoliopsida; Poales; Poaceae
Exons: 1
Coding region: 144-452 (102 amino acids)
Source: RefSeq, a predicted model, not a curated record
CCCGCCAUCGUUUCCCUCCACUGCUCACCUCCUCCCCGCCUCAUUAAAAUCUCCUACUCGUCCCCCCACCAAUCUCCCCAAGCAAUCCCACAUCUCCGCUGCGCCGCCCCGCUUCCCAGCGCCUCCGCCUCCUCCGUCCGGCGAUGGACCGCCGCUUCCGCGCCACCCCGCGCGCGUCCGAGAGCAGCAACCACCACCAGCGGUUCCUCCGCCCCGGCGCGCUCGCGCGCCUCCGGGACUCCAGGAUCGUGGCCCGCUCGCUCCAGUCGUCGGCGUGCCUCCUGCUCCCGCGGUCCGCCCCUCCGCUCCCCUCGCCGCCGGCCGUCGUCGCCGCGGCAGAGCAGGCUGGUGAACCGCGGUUCCUGGGGACGGGCGGCUCCGGGCGGUACCCGCUCCGGAGGAGGGUCGCCGCGGCCAGGGGCGUGGCGUUCUUGCCGCCGCCGUCGCCGUAGCCGGGCGCGGAGGUCCCGUCGCCGGAUCCCGGUCUCCCGGCGCCGAGAUUAGUUCAGAACGUGUGUCUAGAGCUCUAGAUUUGUGUUUAGUUCAGUAUGAUCUGUGCAGAUUUUUUGCUGUUUCUCGGUUUACUUAGUUUGGAUUUGAGGAGGAAUAAUUUACUUCGGAUUUUUCAUAUUCUGAUGCAACUUUGGUCAAGUAGAGCCAGGUAAUCUUCACCUCGCUAGCAAGCUGCAGUGCAGAUGCUAAUUGCUUUAAUGUGGGACAACUGGAUCCAAAUCCGAUUAACAUUGUGACUUA